Molecule: messenger RNA, 3324 nt
Organism: Lactuca saligna
Lineage: Eukaryota; Viridiplantae; Streptophyta; Magnoliopsida; Asterales; Asteraceae
Source: the annotation of a GenBank genome assembly
UUGUUCAAGAUAGGUUUGGUGCUAAAUAUCAUUAUCUUACGGAUAAUAGCCAUUGCAAAGAUAGAUAAUGAAAUUGCCCAUUACAAGAGGAAGACAAUUUUCUAGAAAAUAUUUCAAAUAUGUCAUGUUUGAAGCAACCAAAGACAGUUCUUUUACAAGGAUACUCUAUAAAGCAUGAACAAACAUUUUUACUAUUGGGUUCCUAUGAAGAGAUAUAGUAAUUGGUUAUUCUCAUAAUUUUAACAGCUAGAUGAUGAAGGACCAACAAUAGAACCAGUAAAACACAUUUAUAUAAUGACCAAGUAAAUUAUAUGGCAUUAUAGUUCCUUAAUUUUAGCCUUUUUUUUAAGGGAUAAUGACUUGAGAGGGUAACAUACUUUUGAAUUUGGUCACUGAACUUUUUUUCGUGCUCUAUUAACCCUUAAACUUGUUGAAUUGUGCUAAUUUUCCCCUUAUGACCGGGUUUAGCCGGUUUCAAAGGGUUUAUUGAUCCUACGUGUAUUUUUGUAUCCUACGUGGCGAAAGAGGUGGCAUGUAGGCCCCGAUUUUUCGUCUCCUUCUCGUUAAACCACACCCCGAAGUCUCAUUUGGUCCUUAAACUCGACUAGGGCACAAAAUUCUCCAUCAAUCCUUCGUCUCCUUCAAUCGUUCUGUAGAAUGGCAUCAUCUCCAAAUCCUACUGACCAGAACUUCAUUGUAGUAGAUUUCCACUACAAUGGUCAGUUUGCCCCCAAUCCAUUAGUUUACUUUGAUCUCGACAGAGCAUCAGUGCGAGAUGUUGACUUCAGUGGGUUUGGGUAUGAGCAAUUCAUGGAAUUCCUUCACAAGCUCACCAAAUCGAGAAGCAAAGACAUCUAUUUCUGCCUUCCACAAGAGUCUUUAGGUCUUGGAAUUCAUACACUGGUGAACGAGGGUGAUUACAAGGAAUUUUUGGAUUUGGCAUAUGCUAAUGACAAGAGAAUGAAUGUAUAUGUGGAUCACCAUAAUGAACCUAUCUUCGACUGGAUUGAGGCUGAGGAAAGUGAAAGUGAAAACGAAGACUUAGAUGAAGAUGAGGAUUCAGUUAUUCAAGAUUCAUAUUCUGUUGAUCAUGAAGAAGAUGAUGCUACCUAUCCAUUUCCAGCAAACAAAACUACACAUGAUAGAUUUUUAAACAUCCUUUGUGAACCUAUAGAGAGUGAAGAUCAAGAUGAUGAAUACGUGCCACCCCAAUACCCUAUGUAUGAUGAGAGACAGCCAUGGGAUCAGAUGAAACCAAUUAUAGGUAUGCGAUUUUCUAACCCUACUGAGCUUAAACAUAUGUUAAGCAAUUAUGCAGUUGCUAAUGGGUAUGAUCUAUGGUUUGAAAAAAAUGACUCUAAUAGAUUGUUAGUGAAAUGUUGCAAAAAGAAUAAGUCACCAUCUUGCCCUUUCAGACUAUAGGCCUCCUGGAUGAGUAAAGAAAAGACUUUUCAAAUCAAAUCUCUAGUGAAUGAACAUAAUUGUUGUAGGGUGUUUAAGUUUGGGUCAAUUGUAAGUUAUAGAUGGAUAGGGAUACAUUUUAUGAGUCAAAUUAUAGAGAACCCAAAAAUUAGUACAAGGAAGAUGAAAUUUAAAGUGUCAACAACAUUCAACAUAAAUGUGAGUGUGGGGCAAUGCAGAAAUGCAAAGAAAUUUGCAUUACAAGAGAUUGAAGGAAGUCUAAUUGAACAUUAUGGGAGAUUGUGGUCAUAUGGUGAGGAAAUUAUCAGGUCAAAUCCUGGGUCUACUGUGAGAUUGGAUGUAGACAUCAUGCCAGAUUCCACAACUUUGUUUUCCAAGUUUUAUGUGUGUUUCAAAGCUGUAAGGGAUGGUUGGUUAGAAGGGUGCAGGCCUGUAAUUAGGCUUGAUGGUUGCUUUUUAAAGGGUAUAGUUAGAGGAGAAGUUCUUUCAGCUGUUGGGAGAGAUGCAAACAACCACAUCUACCCUUUAACAUGGGUUGUGGUAUGUGUUGAGAAUAAAGAAACAUGGAAGUGGUUCAUAGAUUUGCUUAUGGAUGACAUUAAUGGUGGUCUUGGUGCAGGCAUUACCCUUCUUUCUGAUGGACACAAGGGGUUAUUACAAGCAGUUAAGGAAAGAUGUCCAGAAGCUGGACAUAGGCAAUGUGCUAGACACAUUGUGGCCAAUUUUAAUAAAAGGUUUACUGGUCAAGCAUACUUAAAGUUAUUUUGGAGGGUUGUAAGGGCUAACAGAGAUCCUACUACCUGGUCUAAGGCAUUCUUUCAAGAAGGAAGAGAUUGUGAUGCUGUGGAGAAUGGGGUCAGUGAGAGUUUCAAUUCUGCUAUUAGGCAUGCUAGAAGGAGACCUAUAAUCACUAUGCUGGAGGAGAUUAUGUUAUUUGUGAUGGAAAGGAUAUACACUCAGAGAGUUGAAGGAAUGGAAUGGGAUUUGCUUAUAUGCCCAACUAUUAGGAAGCAUAUAGAAGAGCUGAAGGUUAAACAGAGAUUGUGGGGAGUUACUCCUUGUGGUUAUCAAAAGUAUGAGGUUAGAUUCACUGAUGUUGCAUAUGGAGUGGAUCUAAUUGCAAAGAAGUGUGCCUAUAGAAUAUGGCAACUUACAGGGAUACCAUGCUUACAUGGAGUGGCAGUAAUCUCUUACUUAAAUCAUGAUGCAGAGACAUAUGUGACCCAAACAUACACUACUGAGGCUUACCUAGAAUGCUACAAAUAUAGUAUUAAUCCUCUCAAUAGUAGUGAUAUGUGGCUAGAUGUUCCAUACCAUAAGCCUUUGCCUCCCAAAAGAAGAAGAUUACCUGGUAGGCCAUCAGUGAAAAGGAAGAGGGAUGCAAUUGAACGAGAGUUAACUAGACCAAGUAGACAAACUGUCUCAAGAAGGGGAAGCAUGAUAAAGUGUGGUAUUUGUAAGGAACCAGGUCACAACAAGAAAAAGUGUCCAUCUAACCAGCAAAGCAAUACAUCAGUACCAUGUUCAUCCAGGGGCAGUGGAGCAGACCCAAGUUUAUCCAGGGGCAAUGAAGGACCACCACCUACAACCCAACCACCUCCUCCACCACCUCCUGCAGCCCAACCACCACCACCACCUGCAGCCCAACCACCACCACCACCACCACCUGUAGCCCAACAACCUCCUCCACCACCACCUGUAGUCCAACAACCUCCUCCACCACCACCACCUGCAACCCAACAACCUCCUCCACCACCACCUGCAGUCCCCAUACCAAGAAGAAGGGUCCCAGUUAGUAGAAGUGGAAGGAGGAAAUAUUCUGAACGGAUCAUCAAACAAGCAUUAAGGAGGCAGAUACCUGGGGUUGGGAGCAAUGCAGAUAACCCUUCAGUUAUUGAUUAA